CAGUCCGAACUCAAUUCGCCCGCGCGCUGAGCUCGCAGCCCGAUCUGACAGCAAUGAUCUCCGUUGGCGCUACGAUAUCAUGACUUUGCGCGCGUUACCAUCGCCCAAACAAAGGCUACAUCACUUGCCGGCUCCGAGCCACAGCUCAUGCUAUUCGUCGCGCUCGCAACCGCAGCUGCACCUCUCACCUUCGCCCCCGACUGUCGUCAAACCCCUCCUCUCCCUCGAACCCCACCUCCGACAGGGACAAUACCCCGAAACUUGUCGCCGCCGCCGCCGCCGUAGUGCCGUACGGCAAUCAUCCACCAUCGAACACAGACAACCCCAACGCGCAACAACCUCAACCGCAAGCCUUGCUUUCGUCCAGCUGCGCACGGUGCGCUGCACCGAGCCAUGUCGACCACCCAAGUCAAUGCAGUGCCGGACACGCAACUGGGGUUGAGCUAUGAAGAGAUACAGCUGUUGCGUCAAGGACAAGCGGCACUGGGCCAAGGAACAGGAGGAGGCGGUUCGAAUUCGUCACGGGCAGCAAGUCGCGCGUCAAGCCAAGGACUGCUGCUGCUGGACAGCACCUCAUUGGCAGCUCUAGGGCGAUACUUUGACCGGGUCAUGAACCAGAUCGAACAACAGAUCCUCUACCUCAGCGAACAAAGCCAGAUGUUCACCAUGGCCCAAUUUGACCGAGCUGGCAAUCUAAUUGAGGGUGCUGACGCCGAGAUCCAGCGGUAUCACGAGCUUCUCCGGCAACUUGACGAGUUGGAACUCGACUUCGACCGAAUAAGGCAUAUCAAAGAGAUUGUACGAGGGUACAGAUCACGAGUUGAAGAGAUGGAGCGUGAAUUGGAACGGAGUGGCUCAUCUUCCCGGCAUAGAGAAGGACACCAUUCUCACCGGCAUGGCCACUCGCAUAGUCACCGGCAUGGGCACGAGAGUUCUCGUCGACACCGACACUGAACGAUUUUUAUACGCACAACAAGACAAAAGCGCCUCGGGGGAGUCCUUCCUAGGCUCGAAAAACACCACUAAAAGCGUAUACAAACAAAUGUUGAAGGAAGGCAGCAGAGAGUGUCUCAAAA
Molecule: messenger RNA, 1076 nt
Organism: Colletotrichum phormii
Lineage: Eukaryota; Fungi; Ascomycota; Sordariomycetes; Glomerellales; Glomerellaceae
Exons: 1
Coding region: 394-954 (186 amino acids)
Biological process (GO): endosome organization
Cellular component (GO): BLOC-1 complex
Source: RefSeq, a predicted model, not a curated record